CAGCUCACACAUCGAGCUUCCCUCCAGCGCGUCAGAUUUGACAGCAGAAGCUACGCAGCCAAGUUUAUAGGAAGUUUCAAGUUUCGGCACAGCCAGUAAACACCUACAACUCAAUCUGUAGUGUGAAUUUGAGAGAUUUCGGUCAAUAUGGUUUUGCUGACAAUGAUCGCUCGGGUAGCAGAUGGACUGCCGCUUGCUGCAUCGAUGCAAGAAGACGAGCAGUCAGGAAGAGACUUGCAACACUACCAGAGCCAGGCUAAGCAGCUCUGCCGCAAACUCAAUGCCCAGAGCCCCAACAGAUGUACCCUGGAGGCUGGGGUCAUGUCUUUCCACUAUGUAUUAGAACAUGGUGUAUGCUACUUGGCCUUGUGCGAAGCUGUGUUUCCCAAGAAGCUGGUCUUUGGGUACCUGGAAGACCUCCAGACAGAAUUCCAAGAGCAGUAUGGAAAGAAAGUCCCCACAGUCUCCAGGCCGUACUCUUUCAUUGAGUUUGACACGUACAUCCAGAAAACAAAAAGAACCUACAUUGACAGCAGGGCACGGAGGAACCUGGGCAGCAUCAACACAGAGCUGCAGGGUGUCCAGCGGAUCAUGGUGGCAAACAUUGAAGAGGUCCUGCAACGAGGAGAGGCCCUAUCGGCUCUCGACACCAAAGCCAGCAAUCUGUCCAGCCUUUCAAAGAAGUACCGCAGCGAUGCCAAGUACCUGAACACCCGAUCCACCUAUGCUAAGAUAGCAGCCGGGGCAGUCUUCUUCAUUACACUUAUCGUCUAUGUGCGUUUCUGGUGGAUAUGAUGCGUAAGGACUGUGAAAGAGGAGAUAGUCUGGGUUCCCUUUGUAACCAAAUAUUAAAACUGUCAAUUGUAAUAUAUUAAGCUUUGCUGUUAACAGAAACCAUUAAGUUCCUACAUGGGUGCCUUAGGGGGAGGCUGGGACCUUGUACAUGGGUGCCUUAGGGGGAGGCUGGGACCUUGUACAUGGGUGCCUUAGGGGGAGGCUGGGACCUUGUACAUGGGUGCCUUAGGGGGAGGCUGGGACCUUGUACAUGGGUGCCUUAGGGGGAGGCUGGGACCUUGUACAUGGGUGCCUUAGGGGGAGGCUGGGACCUUGUACAUGGGUGCCUUAGGGGGAGGCUGGGACCUUGUACAUGGGUGCCUUAGGGGGAGGCUGGGACCUUGUACAUGGGUGCCUUAGGGGGAGGCUGGGACCUUGUACAUGGGUGCCUUAGGGGGAGGCUGGGACCUUAGGGGGAGGCUGGGACCUUGUACACGGGUGCCUUGGGGGGAGGGUGGGACCUGUUCUGUGUAGUGGAUGGACUCCUGUCUGUUUCAGUUGUGUGUCAUGUCACAUACCUGUAUGGACACAUACUGACCUGUGGUUGCUAAUGUGAGCGAGGUGUAGCUUUCUGUGCAUUCAUAGUGUUUGUAUAAUCCCAUUCGCUGGAUUAUAAAAGGGAUUGAAAAUGCGUUAUCAAUGUUUACAAUAGGUGGGGGUUCUUUACCAUGUCUUUGAAGGAAAAUUCUAUAUGCAAAUGGUCUUAAGUGUGAAACAACUUGUUACCGUGAGUUUAUUGUUUACAAAACAUACAUAAUUGUAAGUAAUUAUUUGUUGAAAGGUAUAUUUACUAUCUUCUCAAUGUUUAUCAGAUUACAAAAAUAAAAAUUUGGAACACUA
Molecule: messenger RNA, 1674 nt
Organism: Salvelinus namaycush (lake trout)
Lineage: Eukaryota; Metazoa; Chordata; Actinopteri; Salmoniformes; Salmonidae
Product: vesicle-trafficking protein SEC22b-B-like
Exons: 5
Coding region: 148-795 (215 amino acids)
Biological process (GO): retrograde vesicle-mediated transport, Golgi to endoplasmic reticulum; vesicle fusion with Golgi apparatus; endoplasmic reticulum to Golgi vesicle-mediated transport
Cellular component (GO): Golgi membrane; endoplasmic reticulum membrane; SNARE complex
Molecular function (GO): SNAP receptor activity
Source: RefSeq, a predicted model, not a curated record